AUGGACUUUUCGAAAUUGAGUCGAUUUUUUGUGUUUUUGUUCGGUCUUUGCUUGCAAAGUUUUUUACAAGCACAUUUCAUCAAUAAUAAGUUCAAAAACUAUACAUUUGGCAUUGACUAUGAGAGAAACACAUUUCUCAAAGAUGGCAAACCAUUUCGUUAUGUGUCUGGCAGUAUGCAUUACUUCAGGACUCCCAAGUACUACUGGAUGGACAGACUUGAAAAGAUGUAUGCAGCUGGGUUGAAUGCUGUACAAACGUAUGUUGCAUGGAACUAUCAUGAGCCACUUCCUGGUAUGUUCAGAUUUAGUGGUGACCAAGAUUUGAUUGGAUUCAUCAAAACAGCACAGGAGGUUGGUUUGUUGGUCAUUCUGAGGCCAGGUCCUUACAUUGAUGCAGAAUGGGAGUUUGGUGGUUUUCCUGGAUGGCUGUUAAAUAGUACAAAGAAAAUGCGAUUGCGAUCUAUGGAUCCAGAGUAUAUUCAGCAUGUUGACAAGUGGUUUGAUAUAUUGCUUCCUAUGUUGAAACCUUUGCUUUAUGAAAAUGGAGGCCCUAUCCUCAUGCUACAGGUAGAGAAUGAAUAUGGUAGCUACUUUGAGUGUGACCAUGCUUAUAUAAGACAUUUGGAGCACAAGUUCCGUGAUCAUCUGGGCCCAAAUGUUAUCCUUUUUAGUACUGAUGGUGAUGGAGACAGUUAUAUGAAAUGUGGAUCUCUUCAAGGAUUAUAUGCAACCUGUGAUUUUGGUAUAACAAUGAAUCCAGCAAAAAACUUCAAGGUCCAGCGAGACUUUGAACCUAAAGGACCUUUGGUGAAUUCAGAAUUUUAUACGGGAUGGCUUGAUAAUUGGGGAUUAAAGCAUCACACUGUGAAUGCAGUGCAAUUUGCCACUAGCCUUGACUUAAUCCUUAAAUUAGGGGCUAAUGUCAAUAUGUACAUGUUUGAAGGAGGAUCAAACUUUGGAUUUUGGAAUGGUGCAAACUAUCCACCAUUUCAUCCAAAUCCAACCAGUUAUGAUUAUGAUGCUCCUCUCACAGAAGCAGGAGAUCUUACAGAAAAAUACUACCUAAUCCAAAAAGUGAUUUCCAAGUACCACCAUCUGCCUAAAAAGUCAGUGUCAGCCUCACUGCCCAAAGGUUCUUAUGGUGGAGCAUUUCUUAAAAAGGGUGCCUCAAUUUUGGAUCUUCUACCUGAAUUUCAAAGAACUAUUUCUAAAUACCCAUUCUUUAUGGAAGAUCUUGGACUGUAUUUUGGUUUUACUCUCUACAGACAUAAGUUGAAAGCCUCAGUUGUUAAUGCUUCUUUGGUGGGUAGAGAUGUCCGAGACCGUGGUUAUGUCUUUGUAGAUGGGGAGAAAAUGGGGGUAUUUAAAAUGCAAGAGACAUAUGUUGUGAAUAUCACAGGCAAAGCAAGACAAUACUUAAACAUUCUCAUUGAAAACCAAGGCCACAUAACAUUUGGAAAUACCAUCAAUAAAAACUUCAAGGGAAUUCUUUUGAACUUGACGAUUGAUAAGAAGAAUCUGACAGAUUGGGAGAUGUAUCCAUUUUAUAAUCUGCAAAGUCCCGAUCUCGCAUUACAAACUUCUUUUUUAAAAAAAGCCAUGACUAUCUCAUCACAAUUCAGCUCCUUGAAACUUCCAUCUUUUUAUUAUGGUUUCUUCAAUUUGUCUCCUGAUGAAGACAAAAUUUAUGACACAUUUAUUGACAUGAAAGACUGGACAAAGGGUCAAGUCUUCAUCAAUUACCAUAAUGUGGGCCGUUACUGGCCCAAAAAAGGACCUCAGGUACGUCUCUAUGUGCCACGGACAGUUUUGAAGCCAGGGCUGAACACUGUCAUCUUAUUUGAAUUGGAAGAAGCUCCCUGCUGCUCUUCUUGUCCCUGUCUGGCCCGUUUUAUGGAUCAACCUCUUAUAAAUGGUACUGUAACUAAAAAGUAA
Acanthosepion pharaonis is the source of this 1935-nucleotide messenger RNA. The record is from the annotation of a GenBank genome assembly. Lineage: Eukaryota; Metazoa; Mollusca; Cephalopoda; Sepiida; Sepiidae.